Podarcis raffonei (Aeolian wall lizard) is the source of this 2529-nucleotide messenger RNA. RefSeq names its product beta-carotene oxygenase 1 (gene BCO1). The record is from RefSeq and is a predicted model, not a curated record. Lineage: Eukaryota; Metazoa; Chordata; Lepidosauria; Squamata; Lacertidae. The transcript has 11 exons. Gene Ontology annotation, molecular function: carotenoid dioxygenase activity; beta-carotene 15,15'-dioxygenase activity. Bases 171 to 1805 code for a protein of 544 amino acids. Gene Ontology annotation, biological process: carotene catabolic process; retinal metabolic process.
ACCACAUGGUCACCCUUUAGCCACUAGCAGUCGGCUGGGGGCGGACUUCACCCUUUUACCCCGUAAAUAUAAAUAACCAGAAAAAUCGGCGGGUCCCCCCCUCCUUCUCCAAAGCCUUAGAUGGGAAAGGAAAGCUGCAAAUCGCAGCGUCAGUAACGCCGGCUGGGACGAUGGCAGCACCUGUAGGGAUGAUGGAAGCGAUUUUUGCCAGAAAUAAAGAGGAGCACCCGGAGCCCCUCCGAGCAGAAGUGCAGGGUGAGAUCCCAAGCUGGAUGGAGGGAAUCCUUCUCCGUAAUGGUCCAGGCAUGCAUACAAUCGGGGAAAGUAAAUACAAUCACUGGUUCGACGGCAUGGCUUUGUUGCACAGUUUUACAAUUAAAAAUGGUGAAGUUUUCUAUCGAAGUAAAUACCUCCGCAGCGACACAUACAAUUGCAAUAUUGAGGCAAACAGAAUCGUGGUGUCAGAAUUUGGAACGAUGGCUUAUCCAGAUCCAUGUAAAAAUAUAUUUGCCAAGGCUUUCUGUUAUUUAUCCCACACAAUACCUGAGUUCACAGACAACUGUCUCAUCAACAUAAUGAGAAAUGGUGACGAUUACUAUGCUACAAGUGAGGUUAAUUUCAUUAGGAAAAUCAAUCCUCGGACUCUGGAGACCUUGGAGAAGGUUGACUACACCAAGUAUGUGGCCAUCAAUCUGUCAACAUCCCAUCCCCAUUAUGACAGUGCUGGAAAUGUUCUCAAUAUGGGUACCUCCAUUGUGGAUAAGGGGAAGACAAAAUAUGUUAUCUUUAAGAUCCCUUCUUCAGUACCAGCAAGCGAAAAGAGGAAAAAGAAGUCUUGCUUGAAACACCUGGAAGUCAUGUGUUCCAUCCCCUCUCGCUCCCUGCUCCACCCAAGCUAUUACCACAGCUUCGGCCUUUCGGAAAAUUACAUCCUCUUUAUAGAGCAGCCCUUCAAACUGGAUAUACUCAAGAUGGCAACAGCCUACAUCAGAGGGGUGAACUGGGCCUCUUGCCUCGUGUUCCAUAAGGAUGACAAGACCUGGAUCCACCUUAUUGACAAAAGGACCAAGAAACCUGUUUCUGCCAAGUUUUACACAGAUGCCAUGGUCCUCUUUCACCACGUGAAUGCUUACGAGGAGGAGGACCAUGUGGUUUUCGACAUCAUCUCCUAUAAAGACAAUAGCUUGUACCAGAUGUUUUAUUUAAAAAACCUGGACGGUAACUUUGAAAACAACACCAAACUCAAUUCUAUACCAACCUGCAAGCGAUUUGUGAUUCCUCUGCAAUAUGACAAGGAGGCAGAAGUAGGCUCGAAUUUGGUCCAGCUCCCAUCCACCACUGCAACUGCGGUGAAGGAAAAAGAUGGAAGCAUCUACUGUCAGCCUGAAUUACUAUAUGAAGGAAUAGAGCUGCCUCGCAUCAAUUAUGACUACAAUGGCAAAAAGUACAGAUAUAUCUAUGCCACAGAGGUUAAAUGGAGUCCAGUUCCCACACAGGUAGUUAAAGUUGACACUCUGACGAAGACGGCACUUCACUGGGAGGAAGAACAUUGCUGGCCAGCUGAACCAAUCUUUGUUCCUAGUCCUAAUGCCAAAGAGGAAGAUGAUGGUAUCAUCUUGUCACCCAUCGUAACGUCAGAUCCCCAGAAGCCACCUUUCCUGCUGAUACUGGAUGCCAAAACGUUCAAGGAAAUAGCUCGGGCCAUGGUCAAGACAGAUCUGCACCUGGACUUACAUGGUCUCUUCAUACCUGAGAAGGAUUUGAAAGUGGAGCCUGAGGCAGAUUUGGACAAUGAACAUGAAUAAAGUAGACUGUUUCCUGCUAUAAUCAAAACAUUAAGUCUUGCUGCACACUGCUGAAAAAAUUGCUGUGAUACUCCAGUCCUCAGCACAUGCACCUGUAUAUUACCUGCAAUGCUGGACUAAUGGCCUGGUUCUUGGCAUAUGGUGCAAGCUGUCUGCAGUAUUUUCUGGGUGCUUUUGCCAAGCUUUGCAAGAUGUCUGUGCAAUGAACAUACGACUUAGUUGCUUGAACAAAGUGUGUUUACAAUGUGGUGUGUGCAACAUGAAUCACACUUUCCAAAGUUUGAAAUCUUCAAGGAUUGUGUUCAGCACAUAAUUAGAAGGAAACCCUCGAUAAUCUGAGUUUGUCAGAAAUUCUGGUGUUUAAUCGCAAUUCAUUUGAGAUUCAUUGUCAGCUGAUUACUUUGGUGCUUCAUUUGCUAAAUUCAAUGACCAAAGUGAAAUGUCAAGUUAAGGUGCUAAAAGAUUUCUUGACCUGACAUUCUGUAUUAUUUCAAAAGAAGGCAAGGCUCAUCCUCCUUCCUGUGUGGAAAAAUGUUUAAAUCCAGAAUGCUUUUAUAUUAUUUUUAAUUAUAUUGUAAUUAUAUUUAAAGCAAGCCUUUUUCCUUUGAAUCCUUCAGAUGUACUUAUUUUUAGAUCUUUUCUUUAGGAACUUCUAAUGCAAGUUCAGUGGGCUUACUGUCCUUACUGUCUCAUAAGUAAAUUAUGCUUUGCGAUUUCAGCAGAA